CCCUUGUCCAUGUCUAUGUCCCUGUGUGUGUCCCUGCGCAUCCCGGUGCCCGUUCCAGCCGGGCAGGGCGGGCCGGGCCGGGCCGUGUCCCCGCCGGGCAGGGGGCAGCCACAGGGGCGGCUCCGCCGCUUCCCCGCCGCUUUCGCUUUCGUUUCCCCGCCUGGGCCGCUCGUUCCGGGUCCUUCCCAGAGAGAUCCGUUCCCGGUGGGAUCCUCGUCUCGGUGGGAUCCUCCUCCCGGUGGGAUCCCAGUCCCGUUGGGGUCCCGCCCCGGUGGAGCGGCCAUGGCUGGCAGAGGCACGAGGACAGUUGUCAUCGCCGGGGUCCCCGCUGGCCUCCUGCAGGAUGAGCUGCUGGCUGACCUCCUCACCAUCCACUUCCAAAUGUCGCGGAACAACGGCGGGGACGUGCAGCGCGUCACCUACCCCGCGCGGGACUGGGGAACGGCCUUCGUCACCUUCGAGGAUGCAGGAGUUGUGGAGCGUGUUCUGAAGAAGGAUCAGCACAUCCUGCAGGACAAGAGGCUGCCCAGGCCCUUCCCCCUGACAGUGACCCCCUACUGCCACAACUUCCAGGCCUUCCUCUGUGUCACAUCCACCCUCAACGUGGCUGUUUUCAGAGAUCACUUGGUUUUAGAGGAUUUGGUGGAAGAGAUGAAGCAGCAGAGCCCAGCUUUGAGUUUUGGGCCAUUGCAGCGUGACGGGCAGAUUGCAGUGCAAGGAUCCUUCCCAGCACUGCGAGUGCUGAGAGAUUUCCUCCUGCUGAAGGCAAAGUCCCUCUCAGAGGAGGACAGAAGAGAGGGGAAAUCCCACCAGAAACCGAGGAGGAAGCUGCAGGAGCACAGAGGGGCUGCAGAGAUGAGGAAUUCCACCCGGGAUGCCCACAGGGAAAAACAGGUGCUGGUUCUGGACACGGAUAUCUAUCACUACAUGAAGUGCUUUCAUCCCAGGGCUUUCCAGGGAAAUGCUGUUGUCAUUUCUGGUGUCACCGAUGGUGACAUCACCACGGUGUGCAUUGAGAGUGCUGGCAGCAGGGCUGGUGCUGCACAGGGACUGAAGGCCAAGAAAAUGAUUGAAAGUUACUCGGUGGAGCUGCAGAAGGUUCUGCGUAAGGAAAGGAUCUGCUUCAAGGAGCCCAGCAGGGCUGGGAGGCAGAGGCACAGGCAGCUCUGUGAAAAGCUGAAAGCACGCUACCCCAGGGUGCUGCUCAUCCCUUAUGACACCCACCUGGACCUUGUGGGCACCUCUGCAGACGUUUUUGGGUUCGCAGAGGAGCUGAAGAGGCACUCCAGGUAGGGGUGAGGGUUCCUGUGGGUUGAGUUUCUCAGCCAGACUCUGCCUCUGGCCCUGUGGCACUGCAGGUCUGCUCUGUGGCACUGGGAUGUCACUUUGUCCCACUCACAGGCUGGCAGCUCUGCACAGGAGAGUGACCAAGCCUGGCCCCCCGAACCCCAAAUUAGGGUCAGAACAAAAAAAUCAAUGACUUUUGCAUCUUUCAUGAACUUGGGGAGCUGUUCUGCCCACAAACAGCCACAUUUCCUUUUGGUACCUCAGUGCAUUCUCAUCCCAGCUUGCUCUCACAGAGAACAUGAUGAGAAAAGAGAUUUAUUUUUUUUUUAAGCUGUGUGUGCCAACCAUGUAGGAAACACUGCAGGGAAUUGUGUGGGAGGGUCUGUGAGGAGGUGACUGCAGCAGCAGGAAUGGGGACCUUUUCUGGGCCUUUAUCUGCCUUGAGAAGAGAGCUGGGACACCUGGCAGGGCAAAAUGCACAUGGAAUGGUCAGGCUUGGGAAAGCCUUGAUGAUUGUUCCCUGCAGGAAACAGGCGAGUUUGUUUUCAUAGGAGCAAUAAUGGGGUUUUUCCCAGCUGUAAAGGCUUCUGCAGCAUCUCUUGACAGCUCGUUAUUUAGACAUGAAAGUGUGUCCAGAGAUUUGAUGGGAAAAUGUGGGGGCAUUCAGACUUGGGAAUCAGAUUCUGUUUAUGCAAAUCUGGUUCUGUAUCCAUUACAAGGGCACGAACGGGGGUUUUUUUAAACCAAUUUAGAAAAUAGCUUUUAUUUUGUGAUAUCUGUGUGUUUAGAAUAAUUUCUCAAAACAUCCAGAGCAGCUUUUCUGUCUGAUGUGCAGGGAAAGCUUUAAGGGUUUAUGCCAUUAAAGAAAAGUGUUGUCCAAAA
This is a messenger RNA of Serinus canaria (Common canary), 2169 nucleotides long. It is a transcript of the gene RBM43, whose product is annotated as RNA binding motif protein 43. Bases 10 to 1293 code for a protein of 427 amino acids. The transcript has 4 exons. The record is from RefSeq and is a predicted model, not a curated record. NCBI's taxonomy places the organism in Eukaryota, Metazoa, Chordata, Aves, Passeriformes, Fringillidae. Gene Ontology annotation, molecular function: RNA binding.